This is a messenger RNA of Phodopus roborovskii (desert hamster), 2378 nucleotides long. It is a transcript of the gene Znf334, whose product is annotated as zinc finger protein 334. Gene Ontology annotation, biological process: negative regulation of transcription by RNA polymerase II. The transcript has 4 exons. Gene Ontology annotation, molecular function: DNA-binding transcription repressor activity, RNA polymerase II-specific. Lineage: Eukaryota; Metazoa; Chordata; Mammalia; Rodentia; Cricetidae. The record is from RefSeq and is a predicted model, not a curated record.
CACUGGUCCAUUCAGAGCUACUCGUGGGCAUUCCCUCGAGCAGUUGCUUCCUGCAUAAUAGUGAUGAGAGGUCCUUUCCUGCCAUGGUGUGUCUGUGAGCCACUGUAAGAGCUGCCAGUCUACUGACUCCAUCCCAAAUUCUUCCUCACCUAGCCCUUCGAUCACCAUUCCCGGCCCUUUCUUGAGAGUACCUGAAAAUGGACAGUUCCCAGAGAUUAGUUUCCUUCAAGGAUUUGACUGUGGACUUCACCCGUGAGGAGUGGCAGUGUCUGGGCCCUGCACAGCGCCUCCUAUACAGAGACGUGAUGCUGGAGAACUACAGGAACCUCAUCUCAUUGGGGUUUCAUGUUAGCAAACCAGAAGUGAUCUUAAAAUUGGAGCAAGGAAAAGAGCCUUGGAUAUUGGAAGAAUUGCCAAGUCAGAACCAUGCAGGGAAGUAAGAUGAUGAUGAUACCUCAGAGAAAAACAAAAGAAUACAAGACAAAUGUUUGAAGCAAUUCUUAGCCUUCAGUAACAAAACGAUGCCAGAAAAAGCCACUCUGUUUGAGAAAACAGUUGCUCUUGACAUCAAUACUAUUUCUUCAGAACAAAUGUUCCAUAAAUAUGACCCGGGUGGGAACGGCUUGAGAACUAAAUCAGAAGAAACUGUUGCAAAGCAAAACAAAGCAAAAACAAAGGUAAUCGCUGAGUCUGAUGGGUGUGAGAUGCCACUGUCACCGCUCCACACGAAGCCUGACAGAAGCCAUUCUGGGACAAAAUGGAACAGAUGUGAUGAGGUUAGGACUGUUAGAAGUCGAAGGGAAGAUCUUUGUCAAGACCAGAACAUCCAGUUUUUAAGUCAACCUUCUGAACAUAAUAAGGGUGGGAAACCCGUCCUGCAAAAGUCGGCCUCCUCUGCAGGAACGGAGGAACAUGCCCAAAGAAAGCGAAAUGAAUGUGCUGAGUGCAGGAAAACCUUUUCUAAGAGGUCCACCCUCAUUGUACAUCAGAGAAUUCAUACAGGAGAGAGACCCUAUGCUUGCAGUUAUUGUCGGAAAACUUUUCGCAUAAAGGCAAGCCUCACUCGACACCAACGAAUCCACACCGGAGAGAGGCCUUAUAAAUGCAAAGAGUGUGGGAAAGCCUUCAUUGACAAAUCUGCCCUCAUCGUGCAUCAGAGAAUUCAUGGCGGGGAGAAAGCCUAUGAGUGUAACGAAUGUGGGAAGACCUUCUUCCGGAAGUCAGCCCUGGCUGAGCAUUUCAGGUCACACACAGGGGAGAAGCCUUACAAAUGCAAGGAGUGUGGGAAUGCCUUCGGCAAGAAAUCUUACCUCAUUGUCCACCAAAGAACUCAUCAAGGUGAGAAGCCAAACGAAUGUAAGGAAUGUGGGAAAACCUUCUUCUGCCUGUCAGCCCUGACGGCACACCAGAGGAUUCACACCGGGGAAAAGCCCUACGAGUGCAGCGAGUGCGAGAAAGCGUUCUUUUGUCAGUCGGCCCUCAAUGUGCAUCUGAGGAGUCACACCGGGGAGAAGCCCUACAAAUGCCGCCAGUGUGGCAAGUUUCUGUGCACUAAGUCUGCUCUCGUUGCACAUCAGGUCAUCCACAGAGGCAAGAGGGCUUUCGAAUGUAACGAAUGCGGGAAGCUUUUCUACCUGAAGACGACACUCAGCAUACAUCAGAGAACUCACGCCGGAGAAAAGCCCGGUGUGCUUAGUAAAUGGGGCCAAGAACCCACCGCCAAGUCCAACUGCAGUGAACAGAAAAAAGUGGACACAAAGGAGAAUCAUUAUGAGUGGCCCGAGCACAAGUGCACGGUCCACAAACGCUCACGCCACUUCGCACACUCGAGAACCAUAUGGGAGAGGCCUUACGAGUGUCCCGAGUGUGGGCGGACCUACUGCCGGAAGUCCGCUCUCAGGCACCAUCAGAUGACACACACGGGAGAGAGGCCCUAUGAGUGUAAGGAGUGUGGGAAAACCUUCUGCCAGAAAGUCUCCUUUGUCGAGCACCAGCGAACUCACACUGGGGAAAAACCACAUAAGUGCAAACAGUGCGGGAAAUCUUUCCGCCACAAGUCAGCAUUCACAGUGCAUAAGAGAAUUCACACAGGGGAGAAGCCGUAUUUGUGUAAUGAAUGUGGCAAAAGCUACCGUCGGCUCUGGACUCUGACUGAACACCAGAAAAUACACACAGGGGAGAAGCCCUAUGAAUGUAACACGUGUAAGAAAACAUUUCGCCAUAAGUCAAACUUCCUUUUACAUCAGAAUACUCACAAGAAGUAAAUUCCAGCAAGGUAACAGGUAAUUUGCAUACUGCCCAGAUCCUGAAUUUUGCAUAAAGGAGUGACACCGAGUCAGCAUCUGGACUACUGGAAGAUUUUCUGCUGACAUCAGCCC